Molecule: messenger RNA, 488 nt
Organism: Cryptococcus deneoformans JEC21
Lineage: Eukaryota; Fungi; Basidiomycota; Tremellomycetes; Tremellales; Cryptococcaceae
Product: expressed protein
Exons: 2
Coding region: 81-299 (72 amino acids)
Source: RefSeq, a predicted model, not a curated record
CAUUCGUUCGGCUGCCAUCCUCUGCACUUAUCAUUAAUUGGUUUCCCUCACACACCCUCUUAAGGAAAAGUAGGAGAAAGAUGUGUAAACAAGUCACCUGCCCGAACGAUGGUAAACCCACUUGGUGGGGUUGCGGCAAACACGUCGAACAAGCCCUUGCCUCCAUUCCCCCUUCCGAUCGGUGCGACUGUCCUCAUGAGCCUGCUAGCGUUCCGGGGAUGUACGAAGUCAAGAAAAACGGACCUUCUGAGGGGGUGCAGCUGAAGGUCGGGAGGGCUGGCGCGGAUGCGGAGAAGUAAAGCGGUUGGGUUGAUGGGAAGAGCGGUGGGCAGGGGAAUGAAGCAUGGUCGGUCUGUCCAGGGAGAAUACAUUGGAUGGGUGGGUGAGUGGGGGUUACUGGUCGGGUCUGCAGAUUGUUUCCGAGUAAAUUAUCAAAUCAUGAAACCUUGAAACCAUGAAGCUAUGGAGCUAUGAACAUGAAUCUAUGA